Aaosphaeria arxii CBS 175.79 is the source of this 1072-nucleotide messenger RNA. RefSeq lists its product as uncharacterized. The record is from RefSeq and is a predicted model, not a curated record. The coding region runs from base 170 to 1003 and encodes 277 amino acids. The transcript has 2 exons. Lineage: Eukaryota; Fungi; Ascomycota; Dothideomycetes; Pleosporales.
GAAGAGCUUUGCUGAAGUUCAAGCCAAUUUCCAUGCCAACGUACAAAUGUUUACUAUCUUCGCUAGGUAGACAUAACAGCUUCACGGCAAGCCUCCAGAUCGAACAUGCCAGACCCACUAAGCAUUACUGCAGGCGUCAUUGCAAUCGUUGAUUUCGCAUUAAACGGUUAUGGAGUUUUAUACGACGCUAUCCACAGCUAUCGAGCUGAAGCUACAUUUGCCGCCCUUGAACUCCGAUGUUGAGGCCAUCAUCACCAUUCUUCAUUCCAUCAGGACGAACUUACAAGCUAUCACGGAUGACGAUUUCUCGCCUAGCAUACGCCAAUGUUUGGAAGGAGCCAAACCGGCUAUCACAGGCUGUCGAAAUGCUUGCACAGAUUUUUCGGCGAAAUUGAAUAAGCUUAUGUCCCACUCUAGUACCGUUCAUUUCAGUAAGAGGGACAAGGCAAUGCUCUGGUUCAAGGAGAAGAAAAUUAUGGGAAUCCGCUAUCGACUGGCCACUUACAAAGGAACGCUCAAUGUGGUCCUGAGUCUAGCAUCUCUUAAAGCAACAUCCGAGAGCACAAGUCAAGUCAAAAAGACACAAGAGGAUCUUGACAAGUUCAUGGCUACCAUGCAGGGUCAGUUGCAAGGACUAGUCAUAGGUGUAACAACGACUGCUAGAAUUCAAGAUGAAAAUGCACAAGACGGGGGCACUGGAGACGUUCUUGAUCAAACCGUGAAGACUUUAGAAUCACAGAUGGCUGCUCUAAGCAACUGUUUGAGUGCCUGCACGCUUGCUCAAGCAGAACUAUCGGUACUAGCAGGCACCACUAUUAAGUAUGCAGAAGCAAUGGAGGAUUCCAGGCAACUCUUUGGACAAAUUGGUGCAGCAGGCGAGCAGGAUUUCCAAGUGAUGGCAGUAACGAUAGAAAGACUGAUUGCAAAGGGCCGGGCUGUGCAACUCACCGGCCGUAUGAGUGAAGACGUCGCUUUCGCUGCUCUUGGUAUGUCCAAGGAGUAACUUUACAAACACGCUCGUUAUGCAUAUGGCUUGUACAAUUCCAGGAUGAUCGAAUAGCUCAGUAACAAC